Messenger RNA from Iphiclides podalirius (scarce swallowtail), 561 nucleotides. The record is from the annotation of a GenBank genome assembly. Lineage: Eukaryota; Metazoa; Arthropoda; Insecta; Lepidoptera; Papilionidae.
AUGAAUUUUAGAUCGCUAUUGUUUUUUGCAAGUUUUAUUGGCAUCGAAAUAUGUUCAGGAGAGAAACAACGCCACGAGUUUCAAUCGCACAUGGGACAUCUGAACGAGAUACCGAAAAGAUUCGAGAUAAAGGGGGAAAAUGCCGGAAUCGAGUUUAAAAAGUACAUAAGUGACAUCACGGACUUGGCGAACAAAGCGAACGUGUCGGUCAAGUACAAGGUCAAGGUUGAAACAAUGAAACCAGAGAAGAAAUAUUACGCGAAGAAGCAGAAAUCAAAGAUGACGAAAUCACACAGGGCCAAGUCGAAGAAAUACAAUGUACCGCUGAAGAAUAUGAAGCUCUCCAAUUUCGAAUUGGUCAUGAGGAAGCACGUCGACUCAGCUGCGUCCAGGGCCCUCGAAGACGAGGAUCUUGUGACAGCUGCGACGGAGAAGCAGCCGAUGGUAUUCACCACCAGGUCCCUGAGGAUGGGAAAGUACAAACCGGUGAUGAGUCACAUUAAAACAAACUACACGAAAAUCGUGCGGCCUGUACGAAAUAAAGUCAUCACGCUAACUGCU